AUGUUACAGGUUCACGAUGAAGGGGAAAAAGAAAAUGAUUAUUAUCAUCUACUACUGAAUUCAGUAUCAAAAUCACAUUCACCAAAUACACAGAUACGGAAUAACCAAAUACCAUUGCAAACAAACAAUAGUUAUAACUCAUCAUCUAGAGUAUCAUCACCUAAUAAAUAUAUCCAACAAAAUAAAAUGAGAAAAUUAGCCACUUCGUCAUCAUCAAAAUUCAAAUCAGCACCAACUAAAAACUCACAAACUGACACUUACUCAUUAAGGCAAAUAUAUAAUGAAAAACAAAUGGAUUUAGAAUGUGUAACAACAAACCUAAUAACAAUCAAGAACCAAUUAGAAACUCAAAUCCUUAAUAAUUUCAAUAUUGAAAGUAAAUUUCAGUACAUUAAACAAAAUUUGGAUCAAUUAAAUAGUAAUUUUAAAGAUUUGGAAAAUUUCGAAAAGGACUCGUUAAAUUAUUUAAAUAAGAAAUUUGAAAUAAAUGAUCAAGAAAUGAUUGUAAUUCAUCAAACUAAGUUAAAUCUAAGAAAAGAAGAGAUUUUUAGUGAUAUCGAUAAGAUUUUAAAAGAUAAAGAAAUGAGUUAUAUUAAUAAAAUUGAUGAGAAAGAACAAAUUGUUAAUGACUUGAAACAAAAAUUGAAGUUAUCGGAUCAAGAAAAAGAGCAUAGGCUAUUGGAAAUCAAAAAGGAAUUUCAAGAAAAAUUGAAUACACAAGAAGCAGAGAUUAAUGAUAGUUUAUUUAAGAAGAAGCAGGAACUAGCAAUAUUAACUGAAUCAAUUCAAGAUAUUAAACUUAAAAUUCAUUCAUUACAGAAUAUUGAAAACCCCAAAAGAGAAAAAGAAUCAAUUAGAUGCACCUCAAUAUUAGAUCAAUUGAAACUAAAGAAUAGUGAAAAACAAAGAGAAAUGGAUGAGUUAAAUAAUCUUACAACCCAAAAACGAAAUCAUGUUAUUCAACUAAAUCAAGAAUCCUCGACCAGAACGGAAGAAUUGAUAAGAAUGAAGUUUGAAAUAUCCAGAAUGAAAGAAGAAAUGAUUGAUCAAGAAUUGAAAAGAAGAAUUCUACAUGCAAAAUUACAAGGUUUAAAAGGAAAUAUAAGAGUAUUUUGUCGUAUUAGAUCAGUUCCAGAAAAAUCAAAGUUAACAGACAUUGUAUUAAACGAAGACAACUUAAAUGAUGAAGCGAAACAAGAAUUAAUAAUAUCAAAACCAAAUAAUGGAAUUCAUUCGAUAUCAACUACCAAGAACACUUUUAAAUUUCAAUUUGACAAAAUUUUCUCAAUGCACCAAUCCAACGAGUAUAUCUUCGAAGAAUAUUCUCAGUUAAUUCAAAGUUGUAUUGAUGGAUUAAAUGUAUGUGUAUUUGCAUACGGUCAAACAGGUUCAGGUAAAACUUUCACAAUGUCACACCCUCAAAAUGGUAUGAUCCCCUUGUCAUUAAAUAAGAUCUUCAACUAUAUUAGAGAACUAAAACAACAAGAUCCAAAUUGGGAAUAUUCACUAACUGGUAAAUUUUUGGAAAUUUACAAUGAAAAUAUAAUUGAUUUACUAAAUUCAAACUCACAACUUAAACAUGAGAUAAAACACGAUGAUAUAAACCAUAAAACUAGCAUCACAAACAUCACCACCACCACAUUAUCAUCAAUAGAACAAUCCACCUUUAUAUUACAAAAAGUCAACUCAAAAAGAAGCACAGCAUCAACUAAAUCAAAUGAUGAAUCAUCAAGAUCUCACUCAAUUUUUAUAAUAGAAAUAAAUGGAUUUAACAAUAAAACACAAACACGGACAUCAGGUACUUUAAACUUAAUAGAUUUAGCAGGAUCUGAAAGAAUUUCACAAUCACAAGUAGAAGGAGAUAGAUUAAAAGAAACUCAAUCUAUAAACAAAUCAUUAUCCUCAUUAGGUGAUGUUAUUGCAAGUCUUUCUAAAAAUCAAGGUGGUGAUAAUCAUAUCCCAUUUAGAAACUCAAAAUUAACUUAUUUAUUAAAGCAUAGUCUUUUAGGUAAUUCUAAAACACUAAUGUUUGUGAAUAUUUCUCCAUUAGAACUGAAUUUUAAUGAAACAUUAAAUUCUUUAAGGUUUGCUACAAAAGUUAAUAAUACUAAAUUAAUCUAG
Messenger RNA from Lodderomyces jiufengensis, 2121 nucleotides. It is a transcript of the gene KAR3, whose product is annotated as Kar3p. Gene Ontology annotation, molecular function: microtubule binding; microtubule motor activity; ATP binding. The record is from RefSeq and is a predicted model, not a curated record. NCBI's taxonomy places the organism in Eukaryota, Fungi, Ascomycota, Pichiomycetes, Serinales, Debaryomycetaceae. The transcript has a single exon. Gene Ontology annotation, biological process: microtubule-based movement. Bases 1 to 2121 code for a protein of 706 amino acids.